Molecule: messenger RNA, 1651 nt
Organism: Sitophilus oryzae (rice weevil)
Lineage: Eukaryota; Metazoa; Arthropoda; Insecta; Coleoptera; Curculionidae
Product: putative nuclease HARBI1
Exons: 3
Coding region: 276-1532 (418 amino acids)
Source: RefSeq, a predicted model, not a curated record
UAUUUAGAUGUCUUUGGUGUCCACAAUGAAGUUAAAAUGUCAUGAAAUUUUUAUUUCAUGAAACAUUUGUUUCGUGGUGUGUUUUCACAUGGAGGUAAAAAUUUCAUCACUCGCGAUUGUUUGAAAUUUUUGGUUCAUGAGACACGACGUAAAGUGAAACUGCUAUUUCCACAGUGAUUUAGUUUUUGUGCAUGAUACAGUUUAUAAUAAUAGAAGUGAUGGCCACAAGUUGGAGAAGACGAAAAUUUAUGUUGUGAGGUGUUUUUAUUUCAACAAUGCCAACAAAAAAAGAUAGAAGAAAGGCAGCAGCUUGUUAUUAUUACCUUGCUGUUAAGUCUCGUUGUACAGAAAAGAAAAGGUCUCAUAGAUAUUGGGUGAGAGAUUGGAUUAAAAGAAGAGAGAACAUGAAUAUAAUGGAAAUAUUAUUAAAAGAACUAGAACAGGAAGAUGAGGUAUGUUACAAGAACUUUCUUCGAAUGUCUGCCGCUGAUUUUCGUUAUUUGCUGGACAAAAUAAAAUUUGUAAUAGAGAAACAAAACACACAUAUGCGAAAUUCAAUUCCAGCAGCUGAGCGGCUAGCCAUUACUCUUCGAUUUUUGGCUACCGGAGACAGCUACCAUUCCUUAAUGUAUUUGUUUCGCAUACCUGUAUGUACUAUUUCGCGAAUUAUACCAGAAGUGUGUUCUGCUAUUUACAAUGUUUUAAAAGAAGAAUAUCUACAAGUUCCAAGCUCUGAGCAAGAGUGGCUACAAAUUGCACGACAGUUUGAAGAAAAAUGGAAUUUCCCACAGUGCAUAGGUGCACUGGACGGCAAACACGUCGCCAUUAAAGCACCUAAACACAGUGGAAGUCUCUUUUAUAAUUACAAAGGCACGCAUAGCAUUGUUCUGAUGGCACUGGCUGACGCAAAUUACAAAUUUUUAUACAUAAACGUAGGAAGUAUGGGCCGAAUUUCCGAUGGAGGAGUUUUUAACACGUGCUCUUUGGCAACAAAACUUGAAAAUAAUAGUUUAAAUAUUCCAAAACCUAGACCACUCCCAGGACGGAAUAAGGCCAUUCCCUUUGUUAUUGUAGCAGAUGAUGCUUUUGCCAUGAAACCAUAUAUUAUGAAACCUUACGCGUUUAGAAACUUGCAUGGUGGACAAAGAGUGUUUAAUUACAGACUGUCUCGUGCUAGACGAAUAAUUGAAAAUUGUUUUGGAAUUGCUUCAGCUAGGUUUCGUGUUUUACGAAAGCCAAUUGAAUUAGAACCAGAAAAAGUCUCCAUUAUAGUGUCGGCAAUAUGCGUUUUACAUAAUUUUUUAAUGACCCGUUCUCAGAACCUUUACGCCCCUAAUGGCACAUUUGAUAUUGAAAAUCACGAAAAUGGGACUAUACAACCAGGUGAAUGGCGACAAGAAACUAAAGCCUUACUGCCACUGCAACUGAAUCGAAAUCUUCGAGGAAAUCUUUAUACCAAGGAAGUACAAAAAGAAUUAACGAAAUAUUUUCAAGAGGAAGGUGAAGUUCCGUGGCAAUAUGAAUAUAUAUAGACUUCAAUGUUUUUUAUUGACAGAAAAUAAUAUAAAAGAUCACCCGGUACAUUAGUAUGACUUUCUCUAUUAUUUGAAACACUUUAUACAUAAUAAAUAAAAACAUACUUACCAAUGAA